AUGCUUAUCAAUUACAAGCACUUAUUCAGCAAAGCAGUUCACCAGUUCAGCCCACUAAUAAAAGUUGAAAUUCAUCAUACGGAUGAUGGCAAAACUUCUCGAAUAAAAUUCCGGGCUGCUCCCAAACGAGUUCAUCCGAAUGAAAGCAAGUCUUUUGGGGAGAAGUUUGGAGAAUUGUUCAGACAAGGAGGAAAAGAAGAAUCAGAAAGUAAGAAAUUUAGAGGUCAAGCUGAAAGUAAUCAAGAUAAUAAAGUUGGAAGUGUCGAGCAAAACAAUAGCGGUUCACAAUUAAGCAACAAAGUUGGUGGAGAGGAAAGUGAUAAAAAUGUCUCAGAAAUUGGUAGCAGUAUGGAUAUUGAUCAGUUUGAGACUUCCACGAACGAAAAUUUGGGAGGUUCCUCAACAACAGACACAAGUCUUAAUUUAUUAUCUGAUUAUGAAAUUGAAAGAGCAGAAGAGAGUCAAUUAAUUGACUUAAUGAGACGGGUAAAAAAAGAGUUAGAGAUUAGGAAAGAACUCAAAAAGCAUUCAAAUAGCGAUUUUCGGACUUCUAAUUAUCAAGUAAGUACUCACGAUUUAGAAAACUGUUUAUCAAGGGUCGAGAAUUCUCUUAAAAGUUUUCAAACUUCUAAUACUACCAAUACUACCCUUAACAAUGAUAACAAAGGUUCUGAUGCUGGCGGAGUUUUAGCGGUGGUUGGUGUGGUUAGUGCUUUGGCAGUCGGUAGUUUGGUCUUGGUAAAAAGAAAACUUGAGCAAAACUACUCUUGUUCUUGUGUAAUGGGCGGUUGUAAUCAUCCUUGUGCAAGUUGUGGAAAAAAUACUUUGGCUUCUAUUCAGCCUAACGCGAAUGAUACUGGAUAUUCAUUAAUUAAGCAAAUGGUUGGUGAAGCCCAAAGAAAAGCAAGGCGAACUGGCGAAAGAGGAGAUAUUGAAGUGUCAAGAACAGUCAUUAAUUCCAACGGAGAAUAUUAUUGUCAAAUCCUAGUUUAUAACACUCAUACUAAACUUUAUCGCUCUAAUUAA
This is a messenger RNA of Ambispora gerdemannii, 1026 nucleotides long. Lineage: Eukaryota; Fungi; Glomeromycota; Glomeromycetes; Archaeosporales; Ambisporaceae. The record is from the annotation of a GenBank genome assembly.